Messenger RNA from Malassezia restricta, 885 nucleotides. Its product is annotated as proliferating cell nuclear antigen. Gene Ontology annotation, biological process: mismatch repair; translesion synthesis; regulation of DNA replication. NCBI's taxonomy places the organism in Eukaryota, Fungi, Basidiomycota, Malasseziomycetes, Malasseziales, Malasseziaceae. The record is from RefSeq and is a predicted model, not a curated record. The transcript is spliced from 4 exons. Gene Ontology annotation, molecular function: DNA binding; DNA polymerase processivity factor activity. Bases 1 to 885 code for a protein of 294 amino acids. Gene Ontology annotation, cellular component: PCNA complex.
AUGCUUGAAGCAAAAAUUGAACAGGCUGUUGUGCUUAAACGUGUGCUUGACGCCAUCAAGGAUCUUGUUGAACAUGCAAAUUUCGACUGCAAUGAAGAGGGCAUUCGCCUGCAAGCUAUGGACAGCUCGCAUGUAGCUCUCUCAGCCGUUGAGCUACGUGCUGACGGCUUUGAGGAGUAUCGCUGCGACCGUCCUAUGAGCAUUGGUAUAGCCAUUGCCAGCCUUAAUAAGGUCUUGCGCAGUGCCAACAACAACGAUAUCUUGAACAUGCGCAAGGCUGAUAAUGCGGAUAGCCUGCACCUGGUUUUUGAAGGCUCAAGCUCUGACCGCAUUGGUGAAUUUGAUCUUAAACUUAUGGACAUCGACACGGAGCAUUUGGGUAUUCCCGACACUGAAUACGACGCUGUUGUAAAGUUGUCCUCCAAUGAAUUUGCUCGUAUUUGCCGCGACUUGUCGAACGUGGGUGAAAGCGUUAAGAUUACUAUUACAAAAGAAGGUGUUACGUUCUCGACAGAGGGUGAAAUUGGAGAUGCGCGUAUGACUCUGAAGCAGGGCUCAGGUUCAAGUGCUCGUCUUGAGGAUGACGAUGACAUUGAUCCCUUGGACGACGAAGAGGGUGAUCGUUUCAGUAAAAAGCGCAAGACAUCAGCGGCUGGUAGCUCGACCACUGGUGCUGUUGUUCCCGUUGAAAUUCAACUUGAAAAGGCUGUGGCUCUUACUUUCAGUGUUCAAUACCUUGUCAACUUUACCAAGGCUGCCCCACUUUCAUCAGCUGUUACGCUUCACAUGGCUGAUAAGGUGCCUCUUUUGGUUGAGUUUGCAUUUGAGAAUGGGCAUGUGCGAUAUUACCUGGCUCCUAAGCUAGCGGAAACCGACGAUGAUUAA